This is a messenger RNA of Danio aesculapii, 1681 nucleotides long. It is a transcript of the gene adisspa, whose product is annotated as adipose secreted signaling protein. Lineage: Eukaryota; Metazoa; Chordata; Actinopteri; Cypriniformes; Danionidae. Bases 224 to 724 code for a protein of 166 amino acids. The transcript is spliced from 6 exons. The record is from RefSeq and is a predicted model, not a curated record.
AACCAACAGUAACCAAUGACUGCAGCUUGUUUCUUGUGACCGCGCGCGGCGUCAGACCUGCUGCGCUCGCGACCGAGAACUGAACGCUUCAGGCGACGCCACAGACCCGCUCCCUCGUGCACUACACCCAACAUAGGGCUCUGUGACUCGGUGUCUGUUCUUUAGAGAUGAAAACACUCUGGUGCCAAUAAUCAUCCCUGGAUUUCCCUGGCCUUAUGUCGACAUGGCAACAGGAAGGAAAAGCUCCACUUCAAAAGGUGGAGUACGUUUCCCUGAUGAUGAAGAAGAUGCUCCUGUUAACAACAGCUGCGAUGAGAAUCUCCAGGAUCAAGUCAUCGCUGCUCUUCCAGAGUCUGAUGGCGCAUAUCUUGUGAAGGCUGGAUUUUUAAGGAGUCAUCACAAAUAUGAAAUCGUCUUCUCUUUGCCGCAAGUUCCAACGCUGGGCAAAGAUGUCACCCUUUCUCCUGCACUCCGUGCCACGGCAAAACCACGGCUACGUGCAACGCGCAUCACACCACGGGCUGAGGGUGGCGUGAGAGUGGUUUGUGAGUACAUUGCCCAGCAGGAGGGAGUGGUGCAGGAGGAGCUCACCCUGGUCAACAGAAGCAGACGCGACAGCAGCGUCCGGGUCAGACUACAGGCCAGAGUCAUGGAGCGCCACCACGGGACGCCGAUGUUACUCGAUGGAGUGCGAUGUGUCGGUGAAGAAAAACACACAAAAUAAUAUGACAAAGAAGAUGUAUAGGUAUAAAUGAUUAGAAUAAUGAAUGCACGUGUGAAUGUACCUCAGACUGUGAACACUCUGGACAAUCACAGUUUCAACACUGAUCACCAGUAAUAUCACUUACUCAGCUUUAGUUUUGAACAGAUUAUACAGAUGAUGGUAUUUUACUAUAGUAGAAUUAUAUUGAAAAGCAAAGUAAAGAGAAUGCAAUAUACCAAUGGAAAAAGGGAUAUGUCACAUGUUAGUUCAGCUGGGUGAUGUUUGUUAGCCUGAGUGUGAUUAAUAACUAAUUGACUAACAUUCCUUGUUAGAGUUAAUUAUAGACGAAUGAAAACAAAUGAAGAGUUCAGAUGCAAAAACCUCUAAAGCCCGUCUGAAAUUUCCCUUCAAAACGAACAUUUAUAUCAGCCUCCUUUGUUUAUGUUAAGAUAUUUCACUUUAAAAACCAAGUAAAGGACUUACUCUUUGCCAAAAAAGUGAUAUUACUGAACAUACACACAAGAGCCUGAUAAAAAUGCUCAUUUUAGAGGAAAAAUUCAGAGGUUUUUGCAUCUAAACUCUUGCAUCUAAAAAUAGCUUAGAUGGUUACUGUGUUGAACUGAGAUGCAUUUCAAGAACACCCGGCUUGCUUUAUUUAUGAACUGCAUCUCAUUAUAUUAAUGCCUGUGGAAUGUAUAAUCGUGUGCAUAAUAUACACUGUAUACUAUGCAUGAUUAUAUCUAGUCAUAUGUCAUCCUAUAGCCAACAUACUAUGCUGCCAUCAACAUCAAUCAAUUCAAGAGAUUUGUUAAUAAAAUAAAAUACUGCACUAAAUACAGUAUUUGUUGACUGGUGUUGUAUUUUAAUGCAAACAUGACUUGACACAUAAGAUUAACCUAUAAGGAAAAGUUCACCUACAAUUUAUUUAUAUUUACUGUUGGCCAUCCAAGAUGUAGAUGGCUUUUUUCUUCACCAGAA